AUGGUCAUCAAGACUGACCUCUGCAGCUACACUGAGUACAGGAUCUAUCCUGGCCACGGCCAGAAAUUCGUGGCCAAGGAUGCCAAGGUGAGCUUCUUCAUCAACGCAAAGGCCGACUCGUUGUUCCACCAGCGCAUCAAGCCGGUGAAGCUCCGAUGGACUCAAGCAUGGCGCCGCAUGAACAAGAAGGGCAAGGUGGAAGAAGGUGGCAAGAAGCGUGCGCGCAAGGCGCAAAAGUUUCAGAAGGCGAUCGUGGGUAUGUCCUUGGAUGACCUCAAGAAGAAGAAGGCACAGAAGCCCGAGCUGCGUCAGGCCCGAGAGCAAGCUGCGAAGGAGGCGAAGGCCAAGCAAAUGGCACAGAAGAAGGCAACCAGCAGCAACAUUGGCCUCAACAAGUGGCGGAAACUGUCUUGGGCGUGGUGUUUUGGCAGGGCCCAAAGGGUCGUGGGACGUGAAUACCCAGCAUGCAAUUACAAUUACACACCAAAAGCGGCUGAAGGAUCGGACCUUCGGGUGAAACGUUCAAGCGUGUAUUUGGGUCAGCCCCAACGUUGGCCUAAAAGAGAAGAGCUGAAGACCGAAGUCCUCAGGUGA
Durusdinium trenchii is the source of this 594-nucleotide messenger RNA. The record is from the annotation of a GenBank genome assembly. NCBI's taxonomy places the organism in Eukaryota, Dinophyceae, Suessiales, Symbiodiniaceae.